Molecule: messenger RNA, 435 nt
Organism: Vigna umbellata (rice bean)
Lineage: Eukaryota; Viridiplantae; Streptophyta; Magnoliopsida; Fabales; Fabaceae
Source: RefSeq, a predicted model, not a curated record
AUGGACAGCUACCUGGAUGAUCCAGGUCCAUAUAGAAGACUAAUAGGGAAGUUACUCUAUCUUACAAAUACAAGACCUGAUUUGUGGUUUUCUGUUAAUUUGCUUAGUCAGUUCAUGCAAUCACCCUUUGACUAUCAUUAUCGUGCCAUUCAGCACAUUCUUAGGUACACUAAAUCCAAGCCCUCUGAAGGGCUAUUUUUCACUGCUGACUCUCCUAUGCAAUUGAAAGCCUUAAGUGACUCUAACUGGGCCACUUGUCCCAAUACUAGAAGAUCCACAACAGGAUUCUGUAUCUUCCUAGGAUCCUCUCUCAUUUUCUGGAAAUCUAAAAAGCAGAAAACUGUUUCCAGAUCAUCCACAGAAGCUGAGUACAGAGCACUUGCAGCCACUGUAUGUGAAAUACAGUGGCUUUGCUAUCUCCUACAGGACCUCUAA